CAAAAAUUAACAAGGUUCAACAUAUUGAGCAUUGAAUCGAACUCGCAAGUAAACUCUGCGGAUCGAAAUCACCGGCAUGUCUCAAUGUUGUAAGUUUGUAAGCACGAUCAUAGAAUGAGUAAACAAACACGAACUCGCGCGAACAUGGCUUUGAGGUGUGCUUUUCAUGUUUUACGUGACAAGUUGACAACCAUGCAUGGACCUAAUCAGCUCUCUCUUUCUCUCUCUUAUAGCUGCUGAUGAGAUUGCAGCCAUAUCCAGCUGUACUUGGAGUACUUUAAAUGAGAAGAAAUAGUCGUUCGUUUCAUUCAAAUUAUUGGCUAAAGGUGAUAUGAUUUAUUAACUUUUCCUUGAAUCACUCAUGAAGAAUUCUGAGGAGCUAAACCAGGUCUUCGCUUAUAUAACGUCUGAAGGAAACCACAUUGGUGUAUGUAGGAUUCCCUCUCCUGUUCUUUCUCUUCUCGAUCGUCUUCUCCUUUUGUGGCAGAAACAGUUUUUGAGACCUGAAGAUAUGCCUGAAUAACGCGACUGCCUAUGACCAAAAAUCGCCUCCGCCGCCAGUGAUGCAAGUGCCAAUGCCGAUGGCCCAAUUCCCUCCGGCAGGGGCGGUCCCGGGGCAGUGGACGACGGGUCUCUGCGGUUGCUUCGAAGAUCCCUCCAACUGCGUCAUCACUUGUUGCUGUCCCUGCAUCACCUUCGGCCAGAACGCAGAAAUCAUAGACAGAGGGGCCACUUCUUGUGGCGGGGGCGGGCUCAUAUACUACUUGCUCGCCUACUUUGGCGUCGCGUGCCUAUAUUCGUGCAGUUACCGGACAAAACUGAGGGGUCUACACUCGUUGCAAGAAGAUCCGUGUGCCGAUUGCCUCGUGCACUGGUGUUGCGCCUGCUGUGCUCUUUGCCAAGAAUAUAGGGAGCUCAAAAACCGCGGAUUUGACCCUUCCGUUGGUAAAACUUCUUUUGAAAUAAAAUCGAGAUCGCCUGUGUGCUUUUUUACUUACCAUAUUAGCUUGGCCAAGCUAAUUUGGGUGAAGAACCUGUAUUAUUUGUUAUUGCUACACGUCUCACAAUGCUGAACAACAUACUCAAUAUGAGUUGA
Syzygium oleosum is the source of this 1096-nucleotide messenger RNA. RefSeq names its product cell number regulator 10-like. The transcript has 3 exons. NCBI's taxonomy places the organism in Eukaryota, Viridiplantae, Streptophyta, Magnoliopsida, Myrtales, Myrtaceae. Bases 564 to 1073 code for a protein of 169 amino acids. The record is from RefSeq and is a predicted model, not a curated record.